This is a messenger RNA of Haliotis rufescens (red abalone), 6777 nucleotides long. Its product is annotated as reducing polyketide synthase BOA6-like. The record is from RefSeq and is a predicted model, not a curated record. Gene Ontology annotation, biological process: fatty acid biosynthetic process. Bases 1 to 6777 code for a protein of 2258 amino acids. Gene Ontology annotation, molecular function: 3-oxoacyl-[acyl-carrier-protein] synthase activity; fatty acid synthase activity. The transcript has 7 exons. NCBI's taxonomy places the organism in Eukaryota, Metazoa, Mollusca, Gastropoda, Lepetellida, Haliotidae.
AUGUCUAGGAAAGGCAGUAAAGACACUGACCUGGAAACAACAGAUGAUGAUGUUGCCAUCAUCGGCAUCGGUUGUCGCUUCCCUGGUGCCUCCUGCCUCAGAGAAUUCUGGCAGGUCCUUGUGAAUGGAGAAAACCACGUCGUUGAAAUCUCUGAUGAGCGAUGGAUUAAGGAUGUAUUCUAUGACAGAGACCCACACGCUCCUGGCAAGACAUAUGCCAACACAGCUGGUUUCAUUAAGAAUUAUGCUCAUUUCGAUUUCAAACUGUUUGGCAUCAAUGAGCAAGAAGCUUCCCAGAUGGACCCCCAGCAGCGCCAGGUGUUGGAGUGCACGUUCAUGGCAUUGGAGGACGCGGGCAUCACCAGGAAACAAAUAGAAGGAGAGAAAGUAGGUGUCUUCAUCGGCUGCAUGAACAAUGACUUCACACAGCUGUCCAACAAUCACGCACACCUUAUAGACCACCACUCCGUAACUGGCACAGGCAGCAGCAUUGUAUCCAACAGGGUGUCCUUCAUCUUUGAUCUCAGAGGGCCAUCUAUGACCAUAGAUACUGCCUGUUCAUCAUCCCUUGUGGCCAUACAUCAGGCCGGGCUAGCAAUGAAAGCAGGUGACUGUUCUAUGGCGAUAUGUGGAGGAGUGAAUCUUCUUCUGAAUGGAGGAGUAUUUAUACCUCUCAGCAAAGCUCAGAUGUUAUCCCCAACAGGACAAUGUCGUGCAUUCUCUGCCAAAGCAGAUGGCUACACGAGAGGGGAAGGAUGCGGUAUAGUCAUUAUCAAGCCGCUCAAGCAGGCAAUGAAAGAUGGUGAUAACAUUUGGGGAACGAUAGCUACUGGUUUAAAUCAAGACGGACAUGUAUCAAAACCUCUCACAGCGCCGUCUGGCGAGCAACAAGCACAACUGAUCCAAGAUGUGUAUUCCAAACAUGGCAUAAACCCAGCAUCCAUCGACUACAUAGAGGCACAUGGAACAGGCACAAAAAUUGGUGAUCCAGUUGAAGUCAAUGCUUUUGGACAUUUCUUUAUGGAACAACAACAAUCAAAGACACGCUAUAUUGGUUCUGUGAAGACCAAUAUCGGCCAUCUGGAGUCAGCAGCAGGAGUGGCCGGACUAAUCAAGGUCCUGCUGAUGAUGAAACACAACACCAUCGUCCCAUCCCUACACUUUGACAACCCCAAUGAAGAGAUUAACUUUGACAUGUUUAAGUUUCAAGUGUCUCUAGCACGCCUAUGGGAGUCUUGGGGAGUGAAGCCAGCAGCUGUGGUAGGUCAGUCAGUGGGGGAGGUGGCUGCAGCACACAUUGCUGGAAUCCUGUCAUUGGGUGAGGCUGUGAGUGUCAUCUACCACAGGACAAAUAUCCUGUCCAAGGCCGCUGGGGGCAAAAUGCUUUUUGUGAAGAACUUGGACACCAAGGAAGUGGAAAAUCACUGUGCGAAGUAUAAGGGCAAAAUCAGCGUUGGCCUUUACUACAGUCCAAAAGCAUGCACAGUGAGUGGUGAUGCUUCUGAAGUAAAUCUGCUUAAAGAUGAGCUAUCAGAAAUGGGUGGAGACAUAACACUUACAGACCUGCAAGUGACAUCUGCCUUUCAUAGUCAUCACAUGGAUUCUUGCAAAGAGCAAAUUGAGGCUGUAUUACAAAAUCUGAAGACGGAAAAACCUACAGUUCCAUUCAUUUCUACCAUUGAUUCAAACUACACCGAGGAGGAAUUGAGAGCAGCAACAUACUGGUCAAAGAAUGUCAGAGCACCAGUCAAAUUCGGGGAGGGUAUAAAGGCUGCCAUGAAAGAAAAUGCCCACAAUGUCUUCAUAGAAAUUGGACCACGCCCAGUUCUGAAAGCACACAUUGACGAUAUCUUACAAGACACUUCACAGACUGCAGAAACUGUGCCAUCAAUGACACCAAAUUCGAAAUAUGAAAACCUUUUGAAAUCCCUGGGUGAACUGUAUGCAUGGAAUUGCAACAUAUGUUGGUGUGAACUGUUUGGAAUGAGAAGACAUACAACCCCUGAACCAACACACGCUUUUGAGCACAAACAUGUCAUGGCGUUCCCAGUGGGUAGUUCUUCAGGAACAUCUAUCUCCAUGCAUCACCUGUCAAGAGACACCAAGCUAAAUAUGCACAUUGAUCCAUCAUCUUUUGGUUCCAUCUAUGAGCAUACACUCAAGGGCAAAAGCGUUAUUCCAGGAGCAGCCUAUGCAGAGACUGGAUUUGCAAUCAUACGUCUGCUGAAACUUUCAAAUCCCUUUGCAUCAACAGUAUCAGUUGUGUUUCAAAGUCCAUUCACUCUGAAGAGGGGUUUUCCGGCUGAUUUGUCUGUAAACUUUACACACAAUGGCAGUUGUACACACUUUGAAGUGAAAAGAAAUGAUAUUGUUCAUGCAAAAGGAAAGAUAGAUCACCGAAGAGAGCAACCUGCGGAGGAGAGGCUAGACAUGAAGCAUAUUUUGAAACGAUGCACAGAAAAGGUCAAAGGGGAAUAUAUAUAUCAAAAGCUUGCAAAUCUUGGAUUCAAAUAUGGUGACAACUUUGCCACAAUUGACGAAGCACAUAAAGGGCAAGACGAAGCACUGGUCAAAAUGAAAAUCCCCGAGAUGCUUAGAAAAGAAAUGGAUCACACCUUUUUUCAUCCAGCUAUCCUUGAUGGAAUGCUUCAAGCAGCCGCAGCAACAUCCAUUGAAGUAGAUAAAGAGUUCUUACCUGUUCAGAUGAGCUAUGUCCACUUGAAGCAAGCUUUAGAGGCAGAAAUGUUUACCUACACCCAACGAUUGCACUCAACUGACCAUUACCAGUCAUUUCAUAUGAAGCUUCUUUCUGAGAAUGGAAGAGUUCUGGGUGAGGUUGGACUGUUCAAGAUCAAGUUCAUAGGUAGAGGUACAUAUGACCUUAUUCUACCAAACUGGACAAGAAUGGACCAGGUGUCUAAAGUAGAUGAUGCCCUGAACACAAAAAUUGCUGUAUUCACAGAUAGUAAGGUGUGCGUAAAGGAUGACACUGAGAACGUUUAUAGCAUGGAUAAACUAACACCUGAUUGGGUAAAGAAUGAACUCGAAUCAGCUAUGGAAGGCGUAUCAAAAGGAUGCUUCCUAUUUGGCACAAUUGAUGUUUCAACAGACAAUGGAUACUUUAUCCAAGAAGAACUGGUUAAGCGCUUCCUUUCACUGCGGUUAAUGGUUCUCUAUCUUUCUAGCAAACAAGCAGAGACACCUUUGAUAAUAAUGUCAGAAGCAACAGAAGCCAAGGCUGCAACUGAUGCAGCAGCAGCGACGACAUGUCUCAAUGAUGCAAUAACAGCAGCAGCACGAUGCAUCAUACGAGAACACAAAGCACUGAUCAUUCAAAUAGUGGAGGUUGUUGUGGGUACAAGUGGGGAAUUGAUGAAAAAUAUGAAACACUUUCUGUCAAAACUUCAAGCAAUUCCUCCAACCAAAUACCCAGAAAUACGGUUUGAAAACGACAGCAUUUACACAUCAUCAAUGCAACUCAUUUCUGAAGAAGGCCCAAACUACAGAGUCAGCAGUAUUCAAGACCAAACUGAUGUCCUCCUGUGUUCAACACUUGACAGCAAAAUUGUUGAUCCAUCAUUUGUGCAGGAUAUUGACUCUCAGCAUUAUGUUAAAAGAGAUGGCAAGGAUAUCUCGGUUGUUUCAGCUGUACUUCACAAACCUUGCUUACACAGCAUCACAAUUAACAAUCAACACUUUAGAGACAUCCAUAUGUACCCGAUCUUGUGUUUUGAGUUUGUUGGCAGGGAUGCAACUGGGAAUGGAGUUGUGCAACCUCAAAGCGUGGCACUCUUUCCAUCGCCUAUUAAACAGACUGUCAGUAUUCCCAUGCAGUGCAUCAUCGAUACAGCUAAGUUUCAAUGGUACCAGCCUGGUCUUAUGAUCAAGCUCUACUGCCUGUGGAAUCUGAGCCAGGUGGUGAAAAUGAAACAUGUAGCAAUCCUGUUUUCCCCGGAAACUGAAGCUCUUUCAAAAGUUCUUUCUAGCAUGUUAAAAUGUUAUGGGACAGAAUCCGUUGCCCUUAUCACCCCAGAAGAAUUGGCUACAAAUGGAAAUUGCUCCCACAGGUCCCUAAUCACAACAGUUAUGAUAUCUACUGACAGUCUCACAACGCUUGUUUCAAAAUGGUCUAAGCUGGAGAAUGUAAUCACAUUUGAAACAAUAAACAAAGAAAGAACACUCCAAUUCCUUCGUUCAGCUAAAUCAAGUCCAACAGUGUACAUUGUGCGUCCAUUUGACAAAUUUUCUCCGUCUUUAAUGCUUAGAAAUGUACCAAAACUCUUUGCAUGGCUUAGGAAACAUAACAAGCAAAACAAAGACCUCUUCAUGUCCCUCACAAGUGACUCUUCUCCACAAGAUGAAUGUACACCUAUCAGCAUAGCAGAGCUCAUGCAGACAACAUGCCUAGAUUUGUCAAGAAAAGAUGAAUUUGACCAGACGGUCAUGAAAACACAAGUCAACAAUCUAUUCAACAGAUGUGGUUCCUACAUUGUUGUUGGAGGAGGCACGGGACUUGGGUGGGAGUGCGUCUCAUACCUUGCAAAACAAGGAGCUGGAUGUAUUGUUAUUCUCUCCAGGAGUGUGCCUAAACCUGAGAAACAAGAGGAAAUACAAUCACUAAACACAAACUUCGGUUGCGUGGUGACAUCCAUUCAAACAGAUGUAUCAGAUUUCACGGCUUUGGUUUUUGCUUUUGCAACAAUAAAAGACAAGUUUUCAGAAUAUCCACUUCGUGGUAUUUUCUAUGGUGCAGCCAUUGUUGAUGAUAGUCUUCUCCCAGAUAUGACAGAAGAGAUGGUUCGUAAAGUAGUCUCUCCAAAAGUAACUGGGGUGUGGAAUAUGCAUGUCCUCACUGCACGCAUAAGCUUGGACUUCUUUGUCAUGCAUUCAUCUGUAGUAUCUGGCAUUGGAAACGCUGGUCAGUCCAAUUACGGUGCAGGAAAUGGCUUCAUGGAUGGACUUGCACAUUUGCGGAGAAGAUUUGAGAUGAAUGGUCAGAGUAUCAACUGGGGUCCACUAGACACAGGUCUUCUGGAGCGUACUGCAAAGACUGUACAGAUGCAUUUACAAGAGAAAGGGUUGCUUAUGAUUCAGCAGCCAGACAUAAGCAGCUGCCUAGAGCUAACACUGAUGCUGAAUAAAGUGCAGAUGUUUAUUGUGAACGUUGACCGAAAGAGGAUGUCUAAGCAACUAAUAAGAGACAAGGAGAAAAUUGUAAUGCUCCGACUACGUGACUACUUGGGACCCUUUUUGAAUCAACUGGAGGACAGUUCUAGUGAACAACAUUUUGAUUUGGCAAAAUUAAGAUCAUUAGAUCAAGGGAGCAGGUUGCAUCUCUUGAAAAACAAUCUAAGGGACCUGAUAUGUAGACAGGCUUUGCUAAAUGAAAGUGAGAUUGACGAUGAUGUUCUAUUAGUACAACAAGGACUCGACUCAAUGAAUGCCAUGGGUGUUGCUGAACGAAUCCAUGAAGAACUUGAUGUAACAAUUUCCGCCGUUGAUAUUGUGGUAAAAACAGUGUCUGACUUGGCAAGUAUGAUUAAUGAAGGUAUCACAGAUCCAGAGGUUCUCACAGAGGAAUAUGAACGUGUUAUCAGUCAAACUGAUAUCCAGGACUCCAUUGAAAGGCAUAUCCUAGAAGAUGAGCAGCAAAGUCAGAACAAGUCUGGAUUCAUAUUUGAUUAUGUACAGCGUCUCCCAGAUGUUAUGCUUGAUACCCAAAUUGAACAAAUAGUUACCGAAUGUUUCUCCAGACACCGCAUAGCUAACAGGACAUUUGCCUUUCUGAACAGUGAUAUCAAAAGAGAAGAAUCCACAUCUACCGACAGCUUCGAAACAGUCACAGGAAAACUUGCCACUGAAUUAGUCAGCGAAGCCCACAAAUUCGUGAACCUGGAAAAGAUAGGACCAAUCAAAUGUUUUUUUCUGUCGGAUUCAUUCAAGCUGGUUCUUCUUCUACACCGUGUUGCGUUUGACCGUAACGGGGCCAAGGUACUCGCAGAAGAACUUAAAAUGUUUGGAGAGGCUCUUGUGCAAGGAAAAUCUCUGGCAGAUGUCCAUACAAACCCAGACAGAAAUAUUGCAAAAGAGAUACAAUGUGUAUUGGCUCCAAAGUACAAACACCUCGAGGCAUUCUGGAAGAAAACCCUGCAUAAAACCACAUAUGCCACACUUUCAAAACGCCCCAAAGCCCCCAGUGGACAAUAUUGCAGUGGCAUACGCAUUGGGAGAAGAAUGGAGGAUAAAGCAACUGAUAAACUGCCCCGAUCACAGAACCUAACACCAUUCGACUUCAUGAUUAGUGUGCAUCAACUAAUGGUGGCCUUUGAAGGAAAUACGAAUUCACCAUCAAUCCUAAUCCCUGUGGAUUUGCGUCAAUAUGUCCCCUCACUGGCCAAAUGUGUGGGAAGAUGUACAAACUACAUCCCUGUCAUUGCAGACAUUCCAGAUCUGUGGAAAACCACAGUGGAAACGUUCCUCACUGAGAACCAGAAAAGACUUCAAGAAUACAAGAAGCAUGGCCUCUUCCUCUAUAAAAACAUCAAAGCUUUGCUGUCUGAGGAACAUAUGCAAACUAAUCGGUUCAUUUACGAAGAUCAAACAGAUAAGGAGAAUUUCAAUGACGAGGAAUGUAAAAGCCACCUAACAUUUGCCCCUGCUGCAGAAACCUGUAUGAGCUCUGUGGGGCCAUUCUGGUCGGGAAUGGUGGUGAAUGUGUCGUCUUUCCGGUACCAGCAGAGGGGUUGGAGUGUUGCUGUUGAGGGGGCUGAUCCUUAG